GUGUUGCUCGCGCCUCGGCACAUAAAUCGUCUCCGAUCUCCAGGUGCCCGGCCACCCUGGUUCGUCGAAGCACCCUAGUCGUCGUAGCGGCCUACGGGCUCUUGGGCAGAGAGAGAAGCUGCAUAGCCUGCAUAUGCUCCAGCUGCUGCGCGCAAUGAUGGCACUGACGGAGCGGCAGCCGCAGCUGGAGAAGAAGCCGACGCGCGGGAGGGCGCCGCUGUCCGGGAAGGCCGUCGCGGCGCUGUGCGUGACGAGCUUCGUUGUGGGGCUGCUGCUUAGCGGCAACGUGUCGCUCAUGUCGGCCUCGGCGUCACCGUCGUCCUCGAGCACGGACAGCGAGAAGAGCAUUCGUGUUUCCGGUUGCGACAAUGAGCGUAAACUCGGAGAGAACCACCCCAAGGAUCUCCUGAACGAGGUGUCGAGAACUCAUCAAGCAAUCCAGUCGCUGGACAAGGCGGUGUCCACCCUGGAGAUGGAGAUGGCCGUGGAACGCGCUAGGGGCGGUGGCGGCGGCGGCGGCGCCGCGUCCAUGGCGUCCAGCAGGACUCCUCAGAAGGCCUUCGUCGUGGUCGGCAUCAACACGGCCUUCACCAGCAAGAAGCGGCGCGACUCGCUCCGCGACACCUGGGUCCCCAGAGGGGAUAAGCUGAGGAAGCUGGAGCGGGAGAAGGGGAUCGUGGUCCGGUUCGUGAUCGGGCACAGCGGCACGCCGGGCGGCGGCGCGCUGGACCGCGCCCUGGACGCGGAGGAGGCCGAGACCAGGGACUUCAUGCGGCUGGACCACGCCGAGGGCUACCACGAGCUGUCGUCCAAGACCAGGACCUACUUCACCACCGCCGUCGCCACCUGGGACGCCGACUUCUACGUCAAGGUCGACGACGACAUCCACCUCAACCUCGGGAUGCUGGCGAGCAGGCUGGCGAAACACAGGACGCGCCCGAGGGUGUACGUCGGCUGCAUGAAGUCCGGGCCUGUCCUGUCACAGAAAGGAGUCAAGUACCACGAGCCAGAGUACUGGAAGUUCGGCGACGAGGGCAACAAGUACUUCCGCCACGCCACCGGCCAAAUCUACGCCAUCUCCAAGGACCUCGCCGCCUACAUCUCCAUCAACCAGCCGAUCCUGCACAGGUUCGCGAACGAGGACGUCUCGCUGGGGGCGUGGCUGAUCGGGCUCGAGGUCGAGCACGUCGACGACCGGAGCAUGUGCUGCGCGACGCCUCCAGACUGCGAGUGGAAGAAGCGAGCCGGGAACGUGUGCGUGGCGUCCUUCGACUGGUCGUGCAGCGGCGUCUGUAAGUCGGUGGACCGGAUGCGCCACAUCCACAAGGCGUGCGGCGAAGGCGAAGGCGCCGUCUGGAACGCCGCCACAUGAGACGAGAUUGCCAUUCUCGUCGGAACACUUGUUGUAUGCGGAGCUUCACUUGAUGAAAACGCGAAGGCGAGAGGGAAGCGCCUGCGCCACUGUUUGGCAUGACACAUUCCGCAUGGCAAGCGUGGUUGUUUCACUUGAGACGGCAUGCUAUGAUCCACGUAAAAGCGCAUGGAUUAUUAUUGGUGUGUCAACGUGAUCCUUUUUGGAUGAAAAAAAAAAAUUGCACGGUGGCCCUUG
Messenger RNA from Zea mays, 1609 nucleotides. RefSeq names its product Male Sterile8 (gene ms8). Gene Ontology annotation, molecular function: galactosyltransferase activity. The transcript has 9 exons. The record is from RefSeq and is marked validated. Gene Ontology annotation, cellular component: Golgi membrane. The coding region runs from base 134 to 1372 and encodes 412 amino acids. Lineage: Eukaryota; Viridiplantae; Streptophyta; Magnoliopsida; Poales; Poaceae.